Molecule: messenger RNA, 3822 nt
Organism: Rhizoctonia solani
Lineage: Eukaryota; Fungi; Basidiomycota; Agaricomycetes; Cantharellales; Ceratobasidiaceae
Product: Multicopper oxidase
Exons: 44
Coding region: 1-3822 (1273 amino acids)
Biological process (GO): reductive iron assimilation; cellular response to iron ion starvation
Cellular component (GO): high-affinity iron permease complex
Molecular function (GO): ferroxidase activity; copper ion binding
Source: RefSeq, a predicted model, not a curated record
AUGCCGUUUAUGCACCUUUCGGCCAAUGAGAUUGACGUGAGGUGGCAAUACCGAUAUGCGAACCAGUAUCCCAAGGCUAUUCGCUUGGUCUCUGCUGGGUUGUUGAACCUCAAGCCGCUUGUCACACACCGCUACCCACUCGAGCAAGGUAUCGAGGCCUUUGAGACUGCAAAUGAUAUUACUAGGGGUUGCAUGGACAAAACGCGAUAUGCUGUGUAUGCUCUGGGCAUAGGAGCCAAGGCUGACGAAUUGGAAUAUGUUUAUGGCGCCGAAUCAGAUGUAAACGACUUUUCGAAAGCAGUAGGCAGCGACCGUGCACCUGGGCUGCCCAAAUUCGAUCCGAAUCGCGCCAUUCAUGGUGGAAUGUCCAUCGAGACGCUUCGCCCUCUCCCGGUCGAGAGCGGCCCGGGGACGUUGACGAAGAAGAUUAUUGGCGUAACCGAGACAAAUCGGGAUCAUCGUGGAUGCCGAGUUGGUUUUACUCGACCCCAAAGGCACACCUUACGCUCGUCUUGUCAUGCACUCGAGACCUCCAUUUGGGAAGUAGGCCCCGGACCAGACGGAACGACGGAACUGGCAUUUGUUCAGAAGAACUUGACAAGCGGAAAGAUUGCCCUCGCUCAGGGGUUGCUCGUUAACUAUGAGUUUGAUGUGGCCAAUGGGCUCAUUGCACCAGAUGGUGUAACGAGGAACGCAAUCCUUGUCAACGGUCGCUUCCCUGGCCCGUUAAUCUCUGCCAACAAGGGAGACACAAUCAAGGUCACUGUGCGGAAUAAGCUCUCGGACCCGACUAUGCGACGGAGCACCACCAUCACAUUGGCAUGGUCUUUCCAACAUCGUACAGCAGAAGACGAUGGACCGGCCUUUGUUACUCAGUGCCCGAUUCCUCCACAAGAGUCCUACACGUAUAAUUUGUCCCUCGACGACCAAACUGGCACAUAUUGGUACCAUAGCCAUUUGAGCUCUCAGUAUGUGGAUGGAUUGCGUGGACCCCUUGUCAUCUAUGUUUAUCCAAAGGACCCGUAUAGAAACUACUACGAUGAAAUCAUGGCCGCUCACGAUGUCUUGAAAACGAUUCCCGAUUCUGGUACUAUAAAUGGGAAAGGCAAAUACGAUCCUGCUUCUGCGAACAACAACACCGUGCAGCUCGACAACCUUUACAAACUCAAGGUCAAACGUGGCAAGCGCAUCCAGGGCCACAAGUGCACCAUCAUCGAGGCCGAUGGCAUUCUGACCAAACCGAUCGAGGUCGAUGCGUUUGACAUUCUGGCCGGGCAGAGGUACAGCUGCAUUGUAAGUUUGGUUCCGUCUUUGAAAUUAAGACCAUCCCGACUCGUACUGGAUCAAUGCGCCGAUACCAACGUCCUGAACACAAACGUUCAAGCGAUGCUCGAAUACGACGAAGACAGACGCCCUUCGCACUAUCCUUGGAAACCGUUCCUGACCUGGAGAAUCACAAAUGAGGUCAUCCGGUACUGGCAACACAAGCAUGGUUCGCACGGGCACAAGGGCAAGGGACACCACCACAAGGUUCGGGCGAUCGGCGCCGCUGCACUUGUUGCGAACGAGGCAGAGUUGGACAAGAGGCAGAACCAGGAUAACUCGACUGUCGUGUUGGAUGAGACUAAGCUUGUUGUAACUUUGAUUCAACCUGGUGCACCGGGUGGGUCGAGGGAUGCCGACGUAGUGGUUCCUUUGGUGUUUGGACUUAACUUUGGCACCGGAAUGUGGACGAUCAACAACAUAUCCUACUCUCCCCCUGAUGUUCCAACGCUUCUGAAGAUCCUAAGCGACAAGGGGCAUGUGGACGCAUCCGACUUAGAAUUGCAGUGCGGCCAACGAGCUCACUAUAUCCUUCCCAAGAACAAAGUUGUCGAGCUACACAUCAAGGGCCAGAGCUUGGGCAUCGCCCAUCCUAUUCACUUGCACGGCCAUGCAUUUGACGUCGUCCAGUUCGGAAACAACCCUCCCAACUAUGGGCAUGUGGACGCAUCCGACUUUGCGGCCAACGAGCUCACUUAUAUCCUUCCCAAGAACAAAGUUGUCGAGCUACACAUCAAGGGCCAGAGCUUGGGCAUCGCCCAUCCUAUUCACUUGCACGGCCAUGCAUUUGACGUCGUCCAGUUCGGAAACAACCCUCCCAACUAUGUGAACCCUCCACGCAGGGAUGUGGUGGGCGCCCGUGACGAAGGAGUUCGUAUCCGAUUCAGGACUGAUAACCCAGGACCUUGGUUCCUUCAUUGCCAUAUUGACUGGCACAUGGACGAAGGAUUUGCUAUGGUAUUCGCGGAAGCUCCGGAGGACAUAAAGAAAGGCUCUCAGAGCGUACGUCCAAACGGUCAAUGGAAGAAGCUAUACACGGAGACUGACACAACGUUCAUCAUCCCUUCUGGGUUUUCGUCUCGGUCUCGGUCUGCCUCUGAUGGGCCCAACACUUUCCUUGUCUCUCUGUCACUCUUUGCUUCUGCCGUCCUUGCGCGCACCGUCGAGUACAAAUUGACAAUCAGCAACGGAACUAUAGCUCCCGAUGGUUUCCAACGUAUGGCUACUUUGGUGAACGGGGGGUAUCCCGGUCCUCUCAUUUUCGCUAACAAGGGAGACACCUCAAGAUCAAUGUCCAUGUAUCAGACCACUUCCAUCCACUGGCACGGUCUUCUCCAACAUCGAAACGCAGAUGAUGAUGGUCCUGCGUUUGUCACUCAAUGUCCGAUUAUUCCGGAAGCCUCGUAUACUACACUAUCCCUCUGGAAGAUCAAACCGGAACAUACUGACCCCAAAGACCCUCAUAGGCAUCUGUAUGAUGUUGACGACGAAAAGACUGUGCUGAUCAUCGGUGAUUGGUAUCACUCGUCGUCAAAGGAAAUCCUCGAGUCUAGGAACAUUACUAGACAACGACCGGAUUCUGGUACGAUCAACGGCAAAGGUCAAGCAUGGAAACGCUAUCGCCUACGCAUCAUCAAUAGCUCGGCGAUCGCCUCGUACCGAGUCGACAUACCAAGCCAUAAGAUGACAGUCAUUGCGGCCGACGGUGUCUCGACUCAGCCUUACAAGGUCGACAGGUUUGAUAUUCUGGCAGGACAGCGCAUAGAUGUAGUCUUGGAGGCGAACCAAGAACCCGAUGCGUACUGGAUCAAUGCUCCCAUGACCAACGUCGCGAACAAGACUGCCCAAGCGCUGCUCGUUUACGAGGAAGACCCGCGGCCACCCCACCCUCCCAAGGGGCCAUACCACAAGUGGGAGGUCUCUGAGGAGAUUAUCAGUGCCAAUACCACGACUCCGGUUAUCAUGGAUGAAGCUAAACUAGUUCCGCUCGAGAACCCCGGAGCUGCCUGUGGUUCCAAGCCAGCUGAUCUCGUUUUGGAUCUACUUUUGGCCUGGUUCAACUUUACUUCGGGUCAUUGGAUGAUCAACGGGAUCCCAUACGAGUUCCCUAAUCUUCCUACUUUGCUCAAGAUCCCACUGACAAGGACGCCGUCACUGAAUCUGAUUUGGAACUUCGGGAUGGGCAUCUUGCACCCUAUCCACCUCCACGGCCAUACUUUUGAUGUUGUCCAAUUUGGUAACAACACACCCAACUAUAUCAAUCCUCCUCGCAGGGACACGGUUGGUUCCCUUGAUUCGGGCGUGAGGAUUCAGUUCAAGACGGAUAAUCCAGGACCGGUUCUUGCAUUCCAUAUCGAUUGGCAUCUCGAAGAAGGUUUCGCAAUGGUAUUUGCUGAAGCACCUGAAGCCAUCAAGCAAGGUCCAAACAGCGUCCCUGUGGACCAGCAGUGGAGGGACUUGUGCAGAAAGUACGAAACCCUACCGCCGGGCUUCUUGUAG